AGCAAAAACUCGUGCUAUGGUUUUAUAUUUUUUCUCAAACAAAAAUCAUCCACAUUGCCUGUUCCUUUCGCUCUAAAUUUCCGGGAAAAGGAUUAGUUCAUCAAUCCCCUCCUCCUCCUCCUCCUCCUCCUCCUCCUCCCCAAAUAGAAGAAACGCGUGAUCAAAGAAUCUUAAUUUAAUUCCUCCCCUCCCCCUUCUUCAAGAAGCUCCAUCGUUUACCCAAAUUUCACCACCAACCCACCUCCCAUUUCUCAUCAAUUUCACAGGUUUGGACGAAGAUACAGCAAAAUGAGCGACCAUGUUGUCCUGUACGUGGAUGGCCUCGAGAGGCACGGCGCGGAGGCCUCGUCGAGUGGCAGCGGUUCUGGCCCUGUCGGGGCUGCGGACAACGAGGAGCAGCCCCUGAUUCAGAUGGGUGAGUGCCGGAUUUGCCAGGAGGAGGAUAGUGUCCAGAAUCUGGAGAAUCCUUGUGCAUGCAGCGGCAGUCUCAAGUAUGCUCAUCGGAAGUGUGUUCAACACUGGUGCAAUGAGAAAGGUGAUACCAUUUGUGAAAUCUGUCAUCAGCAAUUUCAGCCUAAUUAUACUGCCCCACCACGUCCACCUGAGCCUGAAGACGCUACGAUUGAAAUAGGGGGAGGUUGGACCAUUUCAGGCACCCCGUUGGACUUGCGAGAUCCUCGUCUCUUAGCAAUAGCAGAGGCAGAACGUCAAUUUUUGGAUUCCGAGUAUGACGAGUACACAAAUUCAAAUGCCAAUGGAGCUGCAUUUUGCCGCUCUGCUGCUUUAAUUUUAAUGGCCCUUCUGCUUCUACGCCACGCCUUGUCAAUCCCAGAAGAAGAUGGGGAAGAUGACGCUGCUGCUUAUUUCUCUCUCUUCUUGGUUCGGGCUGCCGGCUUUCUUUUGCCAUGCUACAUCAUGGCUUGGGCCAUCAGCAUCUUGCAGCGUCGGAGACAAAGGCAGGAGGCAGCAGCUUUGGCAGCAAGGCAAGUUGCUUUCGUGCUACAGGCAGGGCAGCGUCGGGGCGUGCACUUCACAAUAGCUCCAGCAAUGGCGCCAGCCAGCCCGGUCGCUGCUCAUCAAGAACCAGUGUGAUCCUUCCGUUCAGGGACCUGUUUGUCGCCGAGAUUAUUCCAUUAACGAAGAAUAUCAAAACUUCUCCCAAUAAGAGGAACAUGUGUUCUUAUUGUUCCGUGGGCGAGCUAAUGAUGUACUGGACAAAGACCGUUGGGAAUUGUAUUUACACGUUGUUUAGUGUCAUUGUGUUUAGACGUGUGAAUAUUCGAUCUCUAUUACAUGAAAUGGGGAGCCACUUUUUAGCUGAUUCUAUUCUUUGACGGUCGAGUCCUUUGCAUGAUCGUGAAACUAGCCUGGUGUACCAUUGUAUGAUUUGUAAGAUCUCAUCUUAAAGUUGUCAUCACAUGA
This is a messenger RNA of Punica granatum (pomegranate), 1422 nucleotides long. NCBI's taxonomy places the organism in Eukaryota, Viridiplantae, Streptophyta, Magnoliopsida, Myrtales, Lythraceae. The record is from RefSeq and is a predicted model, not a curated record.